Molecule: messenger RNA, 3262 nt
Organism: Sander lucioperca (pikeperch)
Lineage: Eukaryota; Metazoa; Chordata; Actinopteri; Perciformes; Percidae
Product: putative leucine-rich repeat-containing protein DDB_G0290503
Exons: 11
Coding region: 287-2488 (733 amino acids)
Source: RefSeq, a predicted model, not a curated record
CGUGCAAGGUGACACCCACCUCUCUUCCUCUGCUGCUCCGCUGUGGCGUAACGCGGCUCCAGCUCAGCUCCGGGUGGAGAUUUUUACGUAAGAAACUUUACCUUAAAGUUACACUUUCCACUUGUGUGUGAGAGAGACUUCGCCACAUUUAUGGGGAGACAGUGAAGAUUUCUCCCUCGCGUGUCGGACUUUAAACUUGUAUCAGCGCCUGAAGCCCGGACGACUCAAACAGAAUUUCUAACAUCUAUCAGACAACAAGGGGGAAAGCAUCAGCCCUCUGUUUGCGAUGUCCUCCAGAAGUAAAAAUGACUUGUGCAGAAUGUGUGGCGGGGCUCUCCAGGGAAACCAACGGCGCUGGCUGUUUGGCGGCCAAAAUAAGAAGACUGGUCAGCCUCAGACCCCGACCGAGUCUCUGAGAGGAGGAAGCCUGUGUCGGUCCUCGCAGAGCAGUCCCUGGGGCAGCACAUUAUCUUUGGGUUCCUCUGUGUCUCUCUCCAAGUCCCAGUUAUCCCUUAACUCCCCGUCCAAAGGGCUGGAUCUGCUCUCUGUGUUGACUCACAUACUGGGGCAGCCUGUCCCACGAGGCAGCGGGCAGGGGGAGUUUGUGUGCGGAAAAUGUGUAUGCAUCCUUGAGCGGGUAUUCAAGUUUGACACGGUGAUAGCCAGGGUGAGGGUGCUUUCGUCCGAGAGGCUUCACAAGCUGACGCAGGAGAGGGACAAGAUCAGACAGUGGGUGCGCCAAAGCUACCACCAGAGACACCCGCGGGACUUUCAUAGCAGGGGCAGCACCAGCGAGGAGGAUGGAGAGAUGGGGAAGGAGGGCUACAGGGAGAUGCUCAAAGAGAACAUGGCACUCUCAGAGUACGAGUGCUGGUCCGAGAAGUGGGACACGUGCCCGUAUUUUAUAAGAACUGGUAAAAGAUGCAAAAAGGGCAAAGGAUGUGAAGGCUGUGAUUCUUUACGAGUAUCAGACUCGGAUUAUGAGUCCGUUUGUGGGGUCCCUCGCUGCUUGCCUUUCCAACCAUUCUCCCCAUUGGCGUUGUCGCGCGACAAAUCCCAGAGCAUGCCCCUCCACUGGCACAGGAUGCCAUCCUUCAGCUCCAGCCCGUCUUCACUGGCGGGGUCUACUCUCUCCUUACAAGCAUCUUCCCGCACUGAGUCCAUUCAGUCUCUGGACUCGCUUGAUGGCAACGACCCAUUUGACUCACCAGGUGUUCAGUCGGCCAACUUUGUGCUUAAGGAGCUGAGAAAUAUUCAAGGAAAGCCGGUCAGUUCACCAUUAGGGAGUAGGAUCCCAGUACUGGACAGGAAGUUCUCAGGAAAAGUUGGAGAGAUGGCAUCACCCUCAGUGAACAGGGUGCUGAACUUUGGGAGGGUGGAGAACGGAGUGGAGGAAACCGAUGACGACGGGGAUGUCCUAUCAGAGCUGAGGGAUGAGUUCAUGCCUCUUCAUCAACAGAGCACAACUGGCCAGGUUCACCACGCGGUCAGGCACCUGCGUGGCCAGCUGGACCAAGCUGUGUCCCGUAUCAGGACCCUGGAGGCCGAGCUGAAACGUGGGAGGAGCAAAACAACUGAAGUCAACGGAUCAGAAGACUGGGCCCCUUUGCUCCAGAAAGAGGGUGGCAGCUCCCUGCUGCAGAGCCUUGGUCACUCCCUGCACAACCGGGAGCUUCUGAUCCAGGAGUGUAUGGGUCUGAUCAGAAGACUGUGUGUGGAGGAGGGAGCAGGGUCCGAGCUGGCCAACAAGCUGACUGAGAAUCUGAAGGAAACUCAAUCUGUCAACAAGGCUGUCCUGCAGACUUUGAGGUCGGAAGUGACUGAGAAGGAGAAGAGCAUGGAGAAAGAGAUCGAGGCACUGAGGAAGGCUGGAAGAGACCGAGAGAGAGACCUCAACACACUCAACACCGUGCUGCAGUGCAACCAGGAUAUUAUCAAUGACCUGCGAGUGUCUCUGGGGGAGAAGGAGCGACUGCUGAGGGAGGGGGAGAAAGAGAGGGAGAUGUGGAGACAGAGGGACCAGGCCCUCGCUGCUGUCCUGCAGGAGAAGGAAGCACUGAUCCAGGAGCUGGAGAGCUGUCAGAAAGAUGUGCAGGGGUUGGCAGGGGACAGAGAGGGAAACAGCGCCACCUUGUGCAAGGAGGUCACCAAACUCACCACAUCCCUGCAGGAAUACCAGGACAUGGUGCAGAAUCAGAAGGAGAGUCACAUUCAGACGGUGUCCUCUCUGACGGAUCAACUCAGAGAAACUCGGCAGGAGCUGAGGGAGAAAGAGAAGGAGAAGAAGGAGGCUGAAAGAGCCUGGCAGAACAACCGAGAGGACCGAGAGAGGGAGGAAAGGAAACUGAGGGAUAGCCUGGAGAAGAGAGACAAACUCAUAGAGCAAAUCCUGUUGGAUGCUGAGGAGCGGGACCAUCUGUUCAGAGAGCUGCAGCAGAACCUGCAGAACAAACGUGAACAUCUGACCGCCAUCAAACACACACUGUGACAGAGGACGACUACUGUACUGACAAGAUGCAAACUAACUGCACAGAGACAGAUUACUUUAGCACUUUCUGCAUCACUUUUUUGCCUCCAGCAUAUUUAUCGUGGUGUACAUUACUUCUAUUUAUAGUAUUUAUCUCUACGUUUUUUUUUUUUUUUUAGGUUUGCAUUUGCAGACCUGCCUUGUUUUGGUAAUAUUCCACAAUUACUAAUUAACUCUCUGGAGUGAAUCAGUAAUUUCAGACUUAAGAGAGUCAGGUUUUGUGCAGGGAAGAAGAGAUGUCAAGUCUAGCUUCUUAUAGCUGGAUGGUUAAUACUUGAUUUAAAAAUCACCAGAUUACUGUAUUUUAGUUUUUAAUGUAAUGGGUCUAGUGGUCAGGCAGCGAUUAGAUUUCAUUUAAUGCAGUGGGAUUGCUGAUGGAAACAUUUCUAAAUGGUGUGAUUGUUAGUGGGUCUGAGUAACAUUUAUGUCCUUUAGGACAGGAGCUGGUAUGAAAUUGCUUUAAAUCUGAAUUUAACUUUUUUGCUGUGUCUUUAUUUUGUUUGUCUUUUCACUUUCUCGGUACAGAACUGUCAUUUUUUUGUACUUGUGGACAGGAAUGGAAUUAGGACCAAAUAUUAUAAUUUUAACUCCUUUAAUUUUCUGCUUUUUAUGUGUUUUAUUUUUGACCUACUCUCAAUUAUUUUCAAUGUUUACACGUCUUGUGUUAGUCAGGGUCUUUAUUACUGAAGAUAUUUUCUUUUAGCUCAAGAGAAUUAAACACUCUGAUCCAAAUUA